Messenger RNA from Brassica rapa (field mustard), 4547 nucleotides. RefSeq names its product putative F-box/FBD/LRR-repeat protein At1g16940. The record is from RefSeq and is a predicted model, not a curated record. Lineage: Eukaryota; Viridiplantae; Streptophyta; Magnoliopsida; Brassicales; Brassicaceae.
AAUUUUAGGAAGCGGAUAUCCGAUCCGAUCCGGUAAUAUAUAUACAUGUAUAUCUUAAUUAUAUUUAAAGUUUUAAAUGUAUAAAAUUAUAUAAUUGUUAUUCUAACAUAUGAUUUGAUAAAUUUUAUUCACAUUAAAGGAAAUGAAUAAAUUUAUGACAAUUAUAAUUUUUUUCUUAAGUUUUGUCUUUUAUAAUUAUUAGCUAAGUUUAAAAAAUUAUAAAAUAUGUAGAUUCACUAUUCAUUUUAAUUUUUAUCUUAUAUAUCAUGCAAAAAAAUAUUUUACAAAACAAAUUUGUAUCAAAAUUUUAAGAUUAUUUACAAUAAUCAAAACAUAUGAGAAAUCCGUAAGUAUUCGUAAAUAUCCGCAAAUAUCUAUUUAUUUUUCGGAUAUCCAUUUUUCUGAAUAUCCGUAUUUUUUUUAAAAAUCGAAAAAUUAGAUAUUCGCAACAUACGAAGCAAAUCACAAAUACUUUCAAAAACUUGGAUAUCCGAUCCGUGUCUAGAUAAUCGACUGAGAGCUUGGGACAGAGGUUUUGUAUAUGAAAAGACGGGUGGAGGCAGUGACAUCGUUCACAGCAAAGCCAGAAAAUUUGUAAACUGGAGAAGUGCCACACGACCGGAUCUGUCAAUCACUCUGGUACUGCAUAUGCCAAGUCCUAACUCUUAAGUGUGUUCGCCACCAGGUCUUUGAACUUCUCCCGAAGACCACUUGGGAAACUCAAACCCACCACACUCCACCUACAAGAACCGUAAGAGCAGCUUCUUCUACAGAACAUCUUUACUCUAACGCUGAGGCUUCAUCUGAUCUGGGUGAAGCACCACCCUUUCCUUCUCCAUCCAAACCAUAGACGAUCCUUCCAAAGUCAAAAAGGAACAGCACAUGCAUAAAGAAAGUUCAUCCGAAGAACACCCAUCAGCCUUAUUACCUCUAGUGCGCCUUCGAAGGAGAGUCUCUAAAGUUCACACGAGUAAGAAGUGACGCUGAGUCACCCACACGCCAAGACUGCUUCACGCGCCACCUUACACCACUCUUCUUACUUCUCUAAGUUGCAAGCCAGCAGGCAACAUCAGCUUCCAGAUCUAUAACAAGAGUGACAAAAUGCAACCCCACCCCAUGUCACUGUCUCAGAGACGAGAGCCAACGAAGCCAAAGGAAAAACGGCUUGUCGAGCAUCAGCGACUAAACCCUAAAAUUCGACCCGUCUCGUGGCCUCGUCUUCACAUGGAAGUGAUGAACAGUUCGUAUAUCAAUGAGAUCAACAAUAUGAAAACAACGUCACUUUGAUUUUCUGAAGUAAUUGUAGGCUUGUAGUCCAUUUUUUAGUUAAAAUUGGAAUUAGGAAAAUUAAUUAAUAAAUAAAAAAAUACAAAGAAUAAUAAAAAAGAAAUUUAUUAAUUAAUCCAAUGACAUUCUAUUAUAAAUGUUGUGCAAAUAUAAGAGUUAAUCUAAUUUUGUACUCUUCUUUUAAUAUAUUAGAUAGUUCCUGGAGAGCUCAGUGACCGUGUGAUCAAUUGUCAAUUGAAUAUCUCAUAGGAGUAUUCUUAAAUAUACAUGAUUAUUAUAAUGUAACUUUAAGUAAUUACUAUAGAUAAAUAAACUAAAUAAUAUAUGGUUGAUUAACAUUCUAGUUCAUUAAUAAGGAAAUUUUUUUAAAGAAAAUUCAUGAAUCCCUAUAACUUACGAAGUUUUCCAUUUUCUUAUCUGAAUGUUUGGUCAUUAAUUACUAAACUAGAUUUUGACCCGCGCGCCCGCGCGGGUAUUAUUUUCCGAUAAUUAUGUUCGUUUAAUUUGUACUACUUUAGUUCAUUGUUGAGACAAUAUAUUUUGUUACUUUUUUGUGUUAUAUAUUUUUGUUCUUAGAUGUGUGUUGGAUCAGUCAUGUUAUUAUAUAUCUUUUUUAUAAUGUAAGUAUGUAUUAAUAUAUCCUCAAAUUACCAUUAUGUAAGUUUUUCUUUGUAAUCUAAUCCACAAAAGAAGAAAUGAUUGAAAAUAGUUUUAUUAAAAGGUAUAUUUACUCUUAUAUUCAUAAGGUUAUCUAAUCCUAAACUUUGGUUUUAAUAAGAUAGAUGGGAGGAGUUUUCAGGGUGAGGUUUAAUAUUUUAAAAAGUAGAACAUAAAUAUUGAAAGUUUUUAAAUAUUUAAAAGAAUUUUAGUUUUUAAAAUUAUUAUUUAAAAAUAUAAAACAAUGAGUACAAAAGUCUUUUAUGUUUUUAGUAAAACAUAUUUUGGUAGUUUUCUUCUUUAAAAUUCCUUUUUAUGUUAAAAACUAAAAAUGAUUGUUUAAAAGAUGUUACCAUUUAAAAAUUGUAUCUAUGUAUUGUAUAUUGUAUCUAUGCAGAUAUUUUUGACCACAUAAAAAACCCAUAUAUUAAUUUGUACAGAAAGUAAAUAUAGUUUAUUUUUUAAAAUGAUAGUUAAUUUGAUAAUUAAUAACAUUGGGUUGACAAAAAAAUAAUAAUAAUAACAUUGGCAACCGCAAAAUAAUACGUUCUUGGGCUAUACUAUAUUAUUUCAUCAUUAAUUAUCCAAUAAAACUUAACAUUAUGGCCCAAAACAAUUGUAACAAAAACCCCAUUUAUAAUGAUUUUUAUUCUGGGAAAAGCAAACAAAAAACGUAACUACUUUAUUGCUCUGUUUACUUUUCUCUUGGUCGCAGCGAAUCUCCGUCUUAUCUCUUCUUUGAUGUUCAUUAAAAUAAAUCGCAAGUAUGAGAAGAUUGAAGAAUCAGAUCCACGCUGAGAGCAACGAUUUUAUGUAUGUCAACUCCAUUCACUCAGUCAAGAAAAUGUAUAAAAGAGAUCUCUUUCCCACUAGUAGAUCUGCCAUUAACCUCUCUCUUCCGAGACAUGCAAUCAAAAUCCUAAUCUUGUCUUAGAAGGAUAAAACUUCCUUUUUUCGAGAAACCAAGAUUUCAAUAAGAACAAAAAGUCAAUGAUCGAGUGAUUUUGCCUGGGUAAUCUUUAUGGUGUAAUGGAAAAUGCAAAACAAUUGAUAUAACAAAAGGCGACGGCUAGAAGAAACCGACAACAUGUUAUUUGAUCUUCAGACUAUAUUCAUGUGGCUCAGCGUCAUGUCUUAGCCCAGUGAUCAAAUCCCUGGAGCGAUGUUUGUGAGGAAAAGGAAGAUUCAAUCAUUGAUUUUCUGUGUCUCAGCUAACCUUCUAAUGCGCGAGUGAUUCAAAGAUUGGAGACUAAUGGGUAGCUUUAAACUUGCGACCAGCAAUGAAAGCAGAGGAUGAUGAAUAAGUGAUGAUGAGUGAAAUCACGUGAUGAUGCAAGUGAAUCAGAAUUGAGGAUCUGUCAGAGAUCAAAGGAGGAAAGGAUGAAUAUUUUCAUUAGGCAAAUGAUACAAAGAGAUAAAGUUCUCAAAUGUUAUUAUGGUAUGUACGCAUAGGAGAGUUUUGGGGAAGAAAGAAUAAACUCCCGAUUAAAAAUCUAGACAACACCUUUGUAGACCAGACUCUGCAUUACAGAACACGGUCGAUAUUGACCUCCUGCCCCAGUUAUUUUAACGGUGUCAACGACCUUCCAUUCACCAACAGGACGCACUCAAGAGUAUCACCAGAAAAACUGGUGCUUUGUUUCCACGAAUGAAGAAGUUUGAGGGUUAGACGCCAUUCAUCUCGGUAGUCAGACUGGAGUUAGUGACAAUGGAACAUUGUGUGAUGGAAAUCUUGAAAUUAUGGCCCGAAAGUCUGUACAUCCCAAUAGCCGGGUAAACAGAAAAAUUCUCGAGGAACUUCCAUUGACCGACUUGCAAAUUCUUAACACGAGCAAGGAAGAUCCUCUUACAGUGAUCUCUCGUGUAAGAGAGUUAACCAUCUCUUCUGACAUUCUCACGGUCCAUCGUAAGUUCUCCAAAUCGGAAUCAUUACCCCAGUUUCAUAAACUUUCUUUCUUGAGCGUCAAGGCUAUCAAUAACUUUGGAUUCUGGGAACAUUUGCUAGUUUUUCUUGAGAAGUGUCCAAAUCUAAAAUCCCUUGUCAUGGACUUUAAAAGUUAUAACUAUGGAUUAAACUUUUUCGAUGUGCCUCAGUGUGUCUUAUCAUCGCUUGAGUUUGUUGAGGUAAGAGCAAAGGACAUGGCAGAUAUGAAGAAAAUAGGGAGAUAUUUUAUGGCUAAUUCAACAGCACUCAAGAAAUUCACACUCCGUUUAGAUCAGAUAGAAGAAGAACAUUAUGUGAUCCUAAACGAGCUCUUUGCAUUGCCAAGACAAUCUAUGGAGUGUGAAGUUGUUGUUCGCUGUAGAGCUUUUGGAACAUGCAAGCCCUUUUCUUUGUUUACUUGUGCUAACGGUUUCUCCUGAUUGGAAGUCAUGUACUUUAUAGGGUUUGAGCUUUGCAGGUCAUUUUGUGUUCCAUAUUUUGGGAAGUCGUAAUAGGCGCUGCCUAAUUAGGAAUCUCAAUGAAAUAAUCUCCAAGGCAGGACAAUUAACUCUGCUAUUUACUUUAUGCUCUGCUUAACCAUAUGAUGUUUCAGUUUAUAUUUUUCAGAUACUAAAACAAUGUGAACCUGCAAUUAUAUAUUCCACCACAUUCUGAUGUA